Messenger RNA from Vombatus ursinus (common wombat), 1328 nucleotides. RefSeq names its product transcription elongation factor A N-terminal and central domain containing (gene TCEANC). Gene Ontology annotation, biological process: DNA-templated transcription. The coding region runs from base 225 to 1301 and encodes 358 amino acids. Lineage: Eukaryota; Metazoa; Chordata; Mammalia; Diprotodontia; Vombatidae. The record is from RefSeq and is a predicted model, not a curated record. The transcript is spliced from 2 exons. Gene Ontology annotation, cellular component: nucleus.
CCCCCCCCCCCCCCGCGAGGAAAGAGGAAAAGUCGCAGAUCGCACAGCGCAAGAUCCGCUUCUCGAUCACGUAUGCCCCUUGCCUUGGCUCCUCUGAUUGGUUGAGCGUCUUCCCCUUCUCUCCAAUCGUCUUCUUCCUUCGUGUCCCACCUUCUGUGAAGAGAAGCUGGUCCCGGCAGACCGUAACCCCUCACUGUCGCGUUUUCCUAUGGACAGGUAUAAAGAUGUCUGACAAGACCAAGAAAAAAGCAGCUACCAGCGCUUCAAUUAUUGAGCAGCUAUUGGCAGAAAAGAAUUUCCAAGAUCUUGGAGAUCACCUGACUGAACUAGAAACUAUUCACAUGAGUAUAGAGCAUCUCCAAGAGACGGAUGUUGUAAGAGCUGUAUAUAGAGUUUUGAAACAUUGCCCAAUAGUGAUUUUCAAAAAGAAAGCCAAGUGUUUACUUUCCAAGUGGAAAACACUUUACAAAAAUCACUACUUCCAGCCAAUGAACAGUUCUGAUUUUUAUCUCAAGGAUAGUAAGGAAAACACUGAACACGUUAGUCUAGUUCAAGAAGAAAAUUCCCCAUAUGCAAGUAAAGAACAAAUAUUAGAUACAGCAAAUUCUAACUCUAUGUCAUCAUCCCAAGAUAUUGCAAAAGGUGUUGAAACAUUUAUGCCAGAAAACAGUGCUGCUCCAGUGGAAGAACAUUCAGAAGAACAUUUCAUGAGUCAUGACCCUAAAUUCAUUGACAGCAAAUCAGCUUGGCAUCAGGAUCCUACGAGGGCUAAAUGUGUAGAACUUCUUUAUGGAGCCUUAGUUACUUGUGCCACAGACCAGCAGAAAACUGAUUGUUGGCAAAUACUGGCAAAAGAAAUUGAGGAGUAUGUUUUUGCACUCUAUUCAAAAAAUCUCAAAAAAUACAAAAAUUGCAUCAGAAGCAAAGUGUCAAAUUUGAAGAACCGAAAAAAUCCUCAUUUACAACAAAAUCUGUUUUCUGGGACCUUAUCUCCAAAAGAAUUUGCUGAAAUGACAGUCAUGGAAAUGGCAAAUGAUGAAUUAAAGCAGUUGAGGGCUUCAUACACAGAGUCCUGUAUACAAGAACAUUAUCUUCCUGAAGUAGUUGAUGGCACACAAACAAAUAAAAUAAAAUGUAGGCGCUGUGAAAAAUUUAAUUGCAAGGUUACCAUGAUUGCCAGAGGAACACUUUUCCUUCCAAGUUGGGUUUGCAGUGCAAACCCAGAUGAAGAAAUGAUGACCUAUGUCAUUUGUAAUGAAUGUGGAGAACAAUGGUAUCACAGCAAGUGGAUUUGCACAUGAUUGUGAAGAAACAUUAACAGUUUUAAU